AUGCCAGCCCCACCUCCUCCCCCACCGCCACCGCCAGGUCCCCCUCCACCACCUCCGCCCUCCGCUUCCCUGCCACAGUCUCCUUCAGAGCCUCCUCAGCUCCAGCCUGGCAGAGGAGGUGGAAGGAAUGCCCUAUUGGCCGACAUCCAGAAAGGCGCCAAACUCAGGAAGGUCACGCAGGUCAAUGACCGUAGUGCCCCUGCAGUUGAUACAGAGCCUAAGCCUAACAAUGGAGAUGCUGCUGCUACUCAUAGUUCAUCAGCUGGGAUAGCUCCCACAGGACCCAGCUUAGGCGGACUCUUUUCAGGAGGGUUUCCCACCCUCAGGCCUAUAGGUCAUAGAGACUUAGCAGGCAAGACACCAGUGUCCCGGUCGAGCUCUGCUGCCUCUUUGAGGCCACAGUGGAAUCCUCCUACACCAACCGACUCCAGCAGCCUUCCAGAGUCUCACAAGGCGGCAGAGAUACAUACCUCCUCCCAGCGUCUCCUCACUCCUUCUUCUGCUCCUCCCUCCCCGUCUCACAGCAGCAAACACCCGCCAUCUUUCCUUGCGUCCGCGCCCCCAACGCCUCCACCAGCCCCUCCCUCCGUUCCUCCCCCACCUCCUCCGCCUCAGGCCCUCCAGGAGCGACCGGCCAGCAAACCGCCGUCUCUUCCCUCCUGCCCUCCUCCUCCUCCCCCUCCAUCCCAGAUCACCAGACCCACCUGGCUACCUGUUCAGCAUUCUCACCACUCAUAUGUGGCCCAUCCUUCUGCACCCCCUCCCCCGCCUCCUUCCUCCAUCCCAGGGGACCGCUCCUCAGGUUGCUUCUUCUACUCUCCACCUCCCGUCGCUGCCUGCUCAGAACCAUGUAGGUUCCCUAUUCUGCGUGACAGCCCCCUCGGACCUCCUCCUCCACCACCGCCUCCUCCACUUUUACCUACAUCUUUAACCCCAAGCUGCCCAACCAACCUUCCACCACCUCCACCCAAAUUGGCCCCUGUGCCCUCACCAGCCAUGCGCUCCCUGCCUCCUUCCUUCCCUUGCAACGUUCCCACUCGGCGGCCACCAUCUGUGCCAAGAAGUUUAGGUGUGGAUCGGCUGCUGGUUCCUCCUCCAGCUCCUCCGGCGCGCUCCCCCACCACAGAGCUGUCCACCCGCAUUCUCCCCCCUCCACCACCUCCCCCUCCGCCCCCAUUCAUGCUCAGGAAUGGACACCUCCACAGUAUGGUUGAAGACUUUGAAUCCAAGUUCCAGUUCCACCCGAUAGAAGACCUCCCCCCACCCGAAGAAUUCAAGCCUUUUCCUCGGAUCUACCCAAGUAAAGAACACAGAGUGAACCCCAAACCACCUGGGAUCAGGACACACCUUAGAUGAGUCAUAGAUCCUCAAGUUUCCUUCGUGCUCCUAAGAUGCUCCUCCUCGGUUGUCCGACAGCUCCAGAUCCUCACAAAACAGCCAAAGAGACUCAGUUAUGAUCAGUAUGUUUUCAAAUACUCCAUGAUUGUAUGAGGGAGUGAAACAGGGUCGGGCCUUAUACUGACUGUGUGACCUCUGACCUUUUGGCAGCGGAAUGUUUUCAAUGUGUGUGAGGAGGAGGGCUCAACCAUCUACAUGCAGUCUCUACACAUAAAGUCCAGGGACAAUC
Molecule: messenger RNA, 1627 nt
Organism: Cyprinodon variegatus (sheepshead minnow)
Lineage: Eukaryota; Metazoa; Chordata; Actinopteri; Cyprinodontiformes; Cyprinodontidae
Gene: wipf3
Product: WAS/WASL-interacting protein family member 3-like
Exons: 7
Coding region: 1-1356 (451 amino acids)
Molecular function (GO): actin binding
Source: RefSeq, a predicted model, not a curated record